Thlaspi arvense is the source of this 405-nucleotide messenger RNA. NCBI's taxonomy places the organism in Eukaryota, Viridiplantae, Streptophyta, Magnoliopsida, Brassicales, Brassicaceae. The record is from the annotation of a GenBank genome assembly.
AUGAAUGUCAUUUCUGAGCCAAGACACGCCAAGGCAAAAGCCAUUGAGGCCAUCGAAGAAUUUAGAACCUACAUUGAGAAAGGGAAGCUACCAGGGUGGGAAUUAGACUUGUGUGGAGAUUGCUGGGUAAGUGAAGGCUGCCUUGUGGACUUGAACGAUGAUCCGGCGCCCAUUGAUGCUCACAUGUACAGGGCUAAGGUUUGUGAUGAAGAAAAUGGGGAACAUGGGUGGGUACACAUUCGGCAAAGUAUUCACAACCCAGACAUUGCGGUGAAUUUGCAGUCAUCGGUUUCCGGUGGCUGCAAGAGCAUGAGCAGAGUUUUAGAAGACAGGUAUGCCUCUUUCCUUCCAUCUCCGGACACCUCCAAUUUUUUGGAACUGAUUCGUUUUCAUUUUCUUCAUUAA